UAGCAGAUACAGGACCAAUUCAAAAUCGCAUUGUCAUAUUUGGGAGAGAACGUUCAUUACGUAUCCUUAGUGAGUCAGAUAAAUGGUACGUAGAUGGCACUUUCAAGUCAACACCACCUUUAUUUCAUCAGGUUUACGUGAUAUUGGCCGAAAGGUUUGGUGGUGUGAUCGCUUUGCUCUAUGCCCUUCUACCCAAUAAACUUCAAAUAACGUAUGCGACGAUGAUAGAUCUGAUACAAAAUAUUAAUCCGCAAUUGGCAUUCAACCCUACGUAUAAGUAUAUCCUGUGACUACGAGCUGUCAGCAAUAAAUGCAUUUAAAAAUGCGUUUCCAGGCGUUACAAUGCAUGGCUGUUUUUUUCAUUUGACGAAAAACUUGAAAAAACAUCUAUCGAUUUUGGGACUGUUACAUCGCUACAACACCGAUGCCGAAUUUGCGGUGAUGGCUAGAAUGGUUAGUUCAUUGGCGUUUGUUCCCAUAAACGAUUUGGACGAAGCUGUUGACGCGUUGGGUGAAGCUUUGCCAGUAGAACUUCAACCUCUUCUGCAAUGGUUAGAAGACAAUUACAUCGGGCGUCCGAACCGAAAAGGAAAUGGUAGAAGGCUAGCAAUGUUCCCUCCAAAUAUGUGGUCUGUGUUCGACAGAGUGCAGAACAAUCAAGACCGCACAAACAAUCAUGCCGAGGCCGCUCAUCGGAUACUGCAAAUUGAGCUGGGGAUGGAUCAUCCCACUAUAUGGAAAUUUGUUAACACCCUAAAAAGAAUUCAAAAGGGAAGGGACGGCGAGUACGAACAACUGUUGGCAGGGAGACAGCCACCAAAGAAACUCAAGAAGUACAGGGAUGCCGAUACUCGAAUAACGCGAUUAGUUUUAGAUUUUGAAAACAGAAAUAUUAUAGAGUAUUUAAGAGAAACAGAAAGAACGGAAAAUUUGGUCUUUCCACCUCUUGUGUUGCAUAAUGCAAAACCUUCGGCACUUUACACAUCCGAACGGUAUAUCCAAUAG
Molecule: messenger RNA, 1005 nt
Organism: Photinus pyralis (common eastern firefly)
Lineage: Eukaryota; Metazoa; Arthropoda; Insecta; Coleoptera; Lampyridae
Exons: 3
Coding region: 343-1005 (220 amino acids)
Source: RefSeq, a predicted model, not a curated record